Molecule: messenger RNA, 363 nt
Organism: Cheilinus undulatus (humphead wrasse)
Lineage: Eukaryota; Metazoa; Chordata; Actinopteri; Labriformes; Labridae
Product: histone H4
Exons: 1
Coding region: 1-312 (103 amino acids)
Biological process (GO): nucleosome assembly
Cellular component (GO): nucleosome
Molecular function (GO): DNA binding; structural constituent of chromatin; protein heterodimerization activity
Source: RefSeq, a predicted model, not a curated record
AUGUCUGGCCGCGGAAAGGGAGGAAAGGGACUCGGAAAAGGAGGCGCUAAGCGCCACCGGAAAGUGCUCCGUGACAACAUCCAGGGAAUCACCAAGCCCGCUAUCCGCCGUCUGGCUCGACGUGGUGGGGUUAAGCGGAUCUCCGGCCUCAUCUACGAGGAGACCCGCGGUGUGCUCAAGGUCUUUCUGGAGAAUGUUAUUCGUGAUGCCGUCACCUACACCGAGCACGCCAAGAGGAAGACAGUAACCGCCAUGGAUGUGGUCUACGCUCUCAAGAGGCAGGGCCGUACUCUCUAUGGGUUUGGUGGUUAAACUCUCAACUUGACCUGUAAUUUAAACAACGGCUCUUCUAAGAGCCAUACA